Messenger RNA from Camelina sativa (false flax), 1650 nucleotides. Lineage: Eukaryota; Viridiplantae; Streptophyta; Magnoliopsida; Brassicales; Brassicaceae. The record is from RefSeq and is a predicted model, not a curated record.
CACGUGCAUGGGUCCCAAAUCCCCACUCCCUCUCUGCUCCAACUUUCACACUUUUUGAGCAGCAACCUGUUGCCGCAUCUAAAGCUGCCCGAGGCUUGACUUUUUGCUCCCCAACUAGUCUCUCAAUCUGAAGUUUUCAAAUCUCUCCGUCUGAGAGAUUCCGAUGCCGGAACACCGCUUCAGCUUCUUCCGAGGUAAUUUUUUUUUAUUCCGAUCGUUCUGCUUCUGUUUCAUCGAUCACAUUGAUAAGAACAAAAGAAAAAAAAAAAAACUAGGGUUGAUAUGGGAGUGAAAUCGGUGUGGUUUGCUUUCUACUAUAUCUGGUUCAUGUUCGUUCUAGUCUUUGUUACGGACCUCGUGUUUUGCCGUACGUUAUCACUUGAUCCGGAUCCGUGUGACUCGAUGAAUCAGAGAGAAUUUGAGAAACUCAGAUCGGAUCAGCUAACCGUUCUAAUCAACGGUUACUCAGAAUCUCGGAUUCCUCUUCUGCAAACCAUCGUGGCCUCGUAUUCAGCAGCCUCAGUCGUAUCAUCCAUCUUAGUCCUAUGGGGUAACCCUAACACACCUGACCAGGUUCUUGACCAGUUAUACCACAACAUGACUCAGUAUUCGCCUGGUACUGCUUCCAUCUCUCUGAUUCAGCAAUCUUCGAGCAGCCUCAACGCCAGAUUCCUCCCUCGUUCCUCUGUAGACACUCGUGCUGUUCUGGUAUGUGAUGAUGACGUCGAGGUUGACCGGAGAUCGCUGGAAUUCGCAUUUUCCGUGUGGAAGUCUAAUCCUGAUCGUCUCGUUGGAACGUUUGUGCGGUCACACGGUUUCGAUUUGCAGGGGAAAGAGUGGAUAUACACUGUUCAUCCUGAUAAGUACUCCAUCUUGCUGACCAAGUUUAUGUUGAUGAAACAAGAUUAUCUCUUCGAGUAUAGCUGCAAAGGAGGUGUGGAGAUGAAGGAGAUGAGGAUGAUUGUGGACCAAAUGCGUAACUGCGAGGAUAUACUGAUGAAUUUUGUUGCUGCGGACAUGUUAAGAGCAGGGCCGAUCAUGGUUGGAGCUGAGAGAGUUAGGGAUUGGGGAGAUGCGCGCAACGAACAAGAAGAAGAACAAGUGGAUGAGGGAGUGAGAGAUGUGGGACUGAGCAGUAGAAGAGUGGAACAUAGGAAGAGAAGAGGAAAGUGCAUUAGGGAGUUUCAUAGAGUUAUGGGGAAGAUGCCGUUAAUGUAUAGCUAUGGUAAGGUUGUGAACUCUGUUGGGGAACAAGGGCUGUGUCGUAAAGCAGGAAAUCUUGUGUUUUGUGACCGAGGUUGAACGCUUUGUCUAAGCUUAUUAUGCGUCAGAAUCACUCGACCUAAAAGAAUGUGCAAGUUCAUCAUCGCGUCGCGUGUAAUAGCCAACAAGCAAGUUAGCAGCAACAUGGAAACGAAGCAUUCGAAUAAGCAGAGAGUAAUACUGUAGGAAUUAAUUUUGGUAAAAGAAGAAGCUGCUGGGUUCUGAGACUGAGAAUAUAGGAAAUUUGUAAACGGGCCUUACAAACUACUACAAGGCACAAAUAUCUCACCAAACUCAAAAAAGUUACAAAUUAAAAGCAUAAAUGUAAAAUGUAAAGUUUAUGUGUAAAAUAACUAGGAUGUUUUAUAGCAUUACGUAAACCGUUAA